AUGGCAGCCUUUGAAUUCCGGUCACCCUACUUUCUCUCUAUAACUUUUCUCCUCCUCCUCCUCCUUCUCCUCCUCUCCUUCUCCCCCUUCAACCAAUUCCACUUCACCCCCUUAAAUCCUUAUUCUUCCCGAUCUGCCCCUCUCCAAAUCAGAAAUUACACAACCUCAUAUCAAUAUGCCACUCCGAAUCCUGCACCCUCUCCCUCUCCCUCUCCUUCCACUGUUGCAGACAAUCUCCAACAGGAAAAGAGCAGCAGCAGCAGCAUAACAAGCAAGAUUGAAGAGGAGUUGGCGAGAGCCAGAGCCGCCAUCCGCGAAGCCAUUCGUACCAAAAACUACACAUCUGACAGACAAGAAAUUUACAUCCCCAGAGGAAGUAUCUACAGAAAUCCCUAUGCUUUUCACCAGAGUCACAUAGAGAUGGUGAAAACAUUCAAAAUAUGGGCCUACAAGGAAGGGGAGAUACCCAUGUUUCACAAUGGGCCUAUGUCCUACAUCUACUCUAUUGAAGGCCAUUUCAUCGAUGAGCUGGACAGUAGUGGUAAAAGCCCAUUUUUGGCCCGACAUCACGACGAGGCCCAUUCCUUCUUUGUCCCUGUGAGUGUGAAGAGGAUAGCUGAUUUCUUGUACGACCGGCCUAAUCCCUACACAUUUCACGGUCGACUGGUUCGAAUCGUCACCGAUUACAUCAAUGUGGUUGCCCAGAAAUACCCCUACUGGAAUAGGAGCAGUGGAGCUGACCAUUUCAUGCUCUCUUGUCAUGAUUGGGCACCGGAAAUCAUAGACGACGACCGUGACUUCUACAAGAAUUUUAUAAGAGUACUAUGCAAUUCCAAUACCUCAGAAGGGUUCCAGCCCAAGAGAGACGUCUCAUUACCGGAAUACAAUAUACCGGAGCACACUCUUGGCCCAUCGCUCCUCGACCAACACCCCGAUAAGCGUCCUAUCCUAGCCUUCUUCGCCGGUGGUGCUCAUGGAGACAUAAGGAAGUUCUUGUUUGAGCAUUGGAGGGACAAAGAUGAUGAAAUCCAAGUCCAUGAGUACCUUCCAAAGGGCCAAAAUUACCAUCAGAUUAUGGGACGGACCAAGUUUUGCUUGUGUCCUAGUGGCUCCGAAGUUGCUAGCCCUAGAGUGGUUGAGGCCAUGUAUGCAGGGUGUGUCCCUGUCCUCAUUUCCGAUUACUAUUCAUUGCCCUUCGCUGAUGUUCUUGAUUGGAGCAAGUUUACGAUCGAAAUCCCGCCCAAGAGAAUACCGGAGAUUAAGACGAUCCUGAAAGCCUUUCCACACUCAGAGUUCUUGAAGUUGCAGAAGAGGGUGAUGCAGGUUAGAAGGCAUUUUAUGCUGAACCGACCGGCGAAGCCGUAUGAUGUGUUUCAUAUGGUGCUUCACUCAAUAUGGCUAAGGAGGCUUAACAUCAGGCUACCAAAUUGAUUAUAAUUAAGAAUCGGGUUAUAAGCAUUUUAUCAAUAUCUUAAUCAUGAUUUUCAUAGCAUUUACAUCUA
Messenger RNA from Pyrus x bretschneideri (Chinese white pear), 1502 nucleotides. Its product is annotated as probable glycosyltransferase At3g42180. The coding region runs from base 1 to 1431 and encodes 476 amino acids. Gene Ontology annotation, molecular function: glycosyltransferase activity. Lineage: Eukaryota; Viridiplantae; Streptophyta; Magnoliopsida; Rosales; Rosaceae. The record is from RefSeq and is a predicted model, not a curated record. The transcript is spliced from 4 exons.